Seminavis robusta is the source of this 2361-nucleotide messenger RNA. The record is from the annotation of a GenBank genome assembly. NCBI's taxonomy places the organism in Eukaryota, Bacillariophyta, Bacillariophyceae, Naviculales, Naviculaceae.
AUGACACACAACGACGACAACAACAACGCUCCUCCUCCACCCGCCGCUGCUGCCAGAGCUGCCAGCAUGAGCUCUGUGGGUCGAGCUUCCAAUUCGCAGUCCUCCAAUAGCUCGGGCUACACCACUCCGAGUCCUGGGAAUCCUCAUUUCCGGCGAGCCAGUAGUACCAGUAGUGGAGGAUCCUUUCGAGGCGGAUUGUUCCCACCGCCCACGUAUCCUGCGACGCGACGAACUAGCAGCGGCAGUCGAACUCCCCCGCCUCCAUCGGCAUCGACACGAGCGGCGUCGGCGGGGCUUCCCACCGUGGUCCAUCAUGACGACAUGGACGACCAAACGGCACUUUCCAGUAUCGUAGCUUCCACAACCGAAGAAGGAUUCGCCCCCUUUUCCCGUUUCCCAUUGGGUGUUUUAGAAGAAGCCGAUAAUACCGGCAUGAACAUGGCCACGGGCCACAACAACAGUGAAUUUGCCUGUCUCAGUGCCGCCGCUCAAUUGGCGCAAGAAUCCAACAUGGGAAAUAUGAUCGAGACGACUCGUAGUGCUCCCAAUCCAUACGAGUCGGGUGCUGGUGGAACAGGCAUGCACGUUCCCCCAAGCCGUGGUGAUCCCAACAGCAACUGGGAUGAUAUGGAAAUUGCCUUUCAAAAUCUCAUGUCGCCGUCCUCUCAAUUGGCCUUGGAAAUUCAUCAGUUACAGCCAAAACCGAACGGCGGCAACCGAAUGGAUCAUUCUGCCACCACACCCUGCGAACAACCACCCUGUCGAACGAGAGCGGCUGGAGACAAUGUGAAUUUUGAGCCCAUCAGUCAUCAGUGCCCGCCCCCUCCGCCGAUGAAUGACUACACACGGAUGCAGCAGACACUAGGAAUGACGGACCUGCCAGCCCCACCGGGAUCAACCAGUGCUACUCAAAGCGUUGCUAGCAUUGGUGGCAUGUCUCAACAGAGCGCUAGCCAAGCAUCUUCGAGUGCGGCUCCCCCCCGAAGCACCCUGUCCAUGCCAUCGUCGAGUAGUACAGACCAAGGACCUGCCUGCUCCCCCACCAAAAAUACUAACAAUACAAAGCUCCCUGCAUCAUCCAGCAGCACCAACAAUGGUGACCCUACAGCCGAAGAACAGUAUCAAAUAUGGAAACAAAUCCAAGAGGAACUAGAACGAAAAGAAAUGGAACUGGCGCUUCAAUUGUCGACUGCGAACGACGGAAGUAAUAACAACAAUGCAGGCAACGGUACUGCUAGCGGUGGUACCAGUGGUGGCGGCGGUGGUGGCUCUGCCUCCUACCCCUGUCAGAAUCCCAAGCCUCCGACAGCAGAAUCGGGCAGUGGCGGCGGUGCCAACGGAGAAGAGGAAAUUGACGAAGAGGAAGCUCUCAAGGUUGCUCUCAGAAUUUCGGAGGAAGAAGCAAAUGCCGCCACGAAUAAUGACAAUGACAACGAAGAAGACGAAAUCGCUCGGGCAUUGCGAUUAUCGGAAGAACAGGCAGAAGAAGAUCGGAGACGAUUGCAGCAACUACAAGAACAAGCGGGAGAAAUGUCAGAAGAAGAACAACUGCGACUUGCCAUCGAACAAUCGAUGCAGCAAGACGCCCAAUCCUCGGCGACCCCAGGAUCGUUCCGCCAGGAAGACCAAAACGAUGAUGGCGGUGUAGACGAGGAGAUGAGACGUGCUCUGGCGGAAUCAUUACAGCAACCUCACCAGCAGAACCAGUCGCUGCCGCAGCAUGUGGAGAACGAAAUAGAGUCUACGAACGUUGGUGAUGAUGAUGGUAUGGACGAAGACAUGAGACUGGCCCUGCGAUUGUCACAACAAAUGGAAGAAGAGGAACGCCGCCUUCGUGACGGCUUUGCUCCUCAAGAACCGCAAAUACCGCCGGAACAUUUGUCGGAUGGCAGAGCGGAUAGCUUCCGAGAUCACAUGCAAGCGUUUCCUGGUCAUGAAAUGUCGUCGUCUCGUGCCCCUGCAUCGAUGGACGACUCUGGAACCAUGCCUCCAAUACGACCAACUCAAGCACCGACCUCUCCUGGUCUGAACCAACCAAUGCGAAACCAACAACAGGCGGACAGGCCGGUCAGCCGUUGGAAGAACAGACUGAUGGGCGGCAGCAAUCACGAUAAUGACCACCCAAUGGACCCCUUGGAUAUCCCUGAUUCCAUUCCACCGCAUCAUCCGUCAAGAGAAGACAUACAAGAGCUGUCUCUUUCGCAGCAUCAGAAGCAAAACGCGUACUUGCAGAAUUACAAGGCGACACAAGGUGGGGGAAGAGUCCAUGCCCCAGAUGAUGGUAACGACAUGCCACCAGUGAGCCGACCACAAAGACGCGGCCAGCAGCAACAUUGGCCCCCUAGUGACCCUGGAGGUUGA